Messenger RNA from Trichoplax adhaerens, 3471 nucleotides. RefSeq lists its product as uncharacterized. Gene Ontology annotation, molecular function: protein binding. The record is from RefSeq and is a predicted model, not a curated record. Gene Ontology annotation, cellular component: clathrin coat of trans-Golgi network vesicle. Lineage: Eukaryota; Metazoa; Placozoa; Uniplacotomia; Trichoplacea; Trichoplacidae. The transcript is spliced from 10 exons. Bases 1 to 3471 code for a protein of 1156 amino acids.
AUGGGCGAUUGUAACAACUACAGACACAAUCAAGCGACCGGGCACACCCCAGCUCAACAUUUUGGCAUGCAAACGAUCACCCAGGGUUACGAUGUAAUGAUGCAACAACAAAACGUAAUUUACGGAAAUGUUUCCAAUCAAGCCAUACCAAAUCAAAAUAUUCGUCACCAAAUUUAUUAUCCACAACAGCAACAACAAAUUGCAGCAAAUAACGUUCAGCAACCGUCAUAUAGGCCACUCACAAACAUUCAACAGAUGGGAAUUACCGUGGAACAGCAAGCCGCGCACAAACGGAUGAUCGAACAACAACUUAAGCAACAAAAAUUACUCAUAGAACAAGAGAAAGAGUUUAAACGCAAGCAGUACUUUCAAGAGCAAAAAGAACGUUUAAAAGCAAUUAGCACUAAGAAAUCUCAAAGUAACACUAUUAGCCAGAUGCCAUCCGUAUCGGGAGUCACAACUCCGGAUUUAUCAUCACAAACACAAAUUUCAUUUAACGCGAUGUGGGAGAGGACAACAGAUAGCGUUAUUAACGCAUCCCCCAAGAAUCAGAAGCAAGUAGGUGCCCCUUCUGCGCUUAACACCAAAGCCGGCAUUAGCACUGCGCCUACCAAUUUUUCAAUGCAGUCAUCAAUGAGUGAUGUACGAAUGAUUUCUAUCCCCAAUGCUCUUCACGGGCCAAUACCAACGACAGAUGACUUUUCUAACUUUCAACAAGCUAUUGGCUCUAGUGAAUUUACCAAUGGAUCGCAGUAUGGCAAAACUUCAAGUAAUAUUGUUACUUCUAAUGCAUUAACGGAAAAUCAAACUCUAUCACCUCUACAAAACCCUACAUUAGCAACAUCGAAUGCAAUACAAGGCGAAGAUGAUUUUGGAGAUUUCAUGACAGGAUUUUCUGAUGAAAGUUCCCAAAAUCAUCAACUUUCUCAUGAACAGACACCCUGCCAAAUAGCUUCAAUUGCUGAGAGUAAAUAUCCUGAAGGAUCAUUUACCGUAAUUUCCCAAUCAAAAUCCGAUAAUGAUUCGCUGACGAAGUAUACUAAGCAAUCACUUGCAAAAACUUCUCUAACGCAGCAAGUCAUAUCUGACAAGAAUGGAAAGUUUCCAGAAGUAAUUUCAAGUACUGUGGCUAAGAGUCAAAAAAGUUCCAUUACGUCUACGAUAAAGAAUGAAAGUUUGUUAGGUAUCAAUAAUACCGUCUCCAGAGCUGCUGGCGCGCUAGAUAAUCACACAGAAAUUAAUUUCACGUAUCCAAGUUGGUGCUUGCAAGAUUCAGAAAUUCCACAGUUGUAUAAGAGAGUUUAUGAAGUGGUUGCAGCUCCCAAUGGUGAUGUUACCACUACAAAGAUUAAAUCGAUUCUACUAUCUUCCGGUGUUAACAAGAAAACGUUAUAUAAAAUCUGGGAAACAUCGAACCGUGAGCAACCUGGUACCCUUAAACGGCAGGAAUUAUAUCUAGCUCUUGGUCUAGUAGCUUUAGCUCAAGCUGGCUGCGAAAUUGAUCAAUUGAUGUCUUCGUUUAAGACUUGUUCAUCAGCUCCCAUUCCUAAAAUUAAGCUGGAUAAUGACAUUCUAACCACUGAAACAGCCUCAAGCGAGCGUACUAAGGGUGAAACUGCGUUACCAUCGUUUCAAUUACCAAAGUAUAACGCUACAGACAAUCCCGAAGCAGACCUGCAGCCUGGUAUUGAGCCUACCGUUUUCACAAAAAAUAUUGAAACUAAGAAUUGGCAAGCCUUUUCGACACCUAUAUCUGAUUUCCAAUCGCAGCCUAGCGAAUCCUCAACUACAGCGAACGAUAAAUACAGUAUCUUUCGAGAAAUAACUGUGAAACCUGAUAAUAAAUCCCAGUUUACUUUCCAAGAACCUACAUCUGAGGAUAUAGAUGAUGAUUAUGGUGCCUUCAAACACUUUGACAACGAUCCAUCAUUAACACCUAAGAAUCAAGGAGAAUAUAAUUUGAUGAGUGAUUCUAGUGUUAAUCAGGAACACCAAGACAAUUUCAAGCCUACUCCUGCACCGGACAAGCAACCUAUACUUGGAAUUAGUAAUUUUAGUGCAAUCGAUGCAUCUAUCUCUGAUUGGCAAGUUACCACUGAGAGCUCGAAAUCUAAUCAAAUCCACAAUGAACUCUUAUAUGAUCCUAAUAAGAUCGAAACCAAGAAAUCUGCAGCUUUAUCAUAUGAUCCUUAUGCUAUUCUUAAGCAUGUAAAUGAACAGUCGCCUAGUAAAGAAGAUAGCCUUAAAAACCCUAAGAAUGUCCCAGUUACCGAUACGAAUGAAUUUGAUGAUUUUGGAGAGUUCAAUUCAGCUACUACAGCUUCAUUUAAUGCGAACCUUCCAACCAAUAUCAAAUCUAAUAAAGAAUUUACUGCUAUGUCGGAAAAGGCCAAAGAUAAUUUUAAGGCAAGUUCUGUGUCAAAUUCCUUAAAUCAAAAUCAAGAAACUACGAAACCAGAUAAACAGUCGGAGGAAUGGUCAGAUUUUUCUACAUUUACCGUAACUAGCGUUGAUCUUGCGAAGGAUGGCAAAUUCAAGAAUGUAAACCAUUUCGGUAAUGAGUGUAAAAUAAUAAAUAGUAGCAGCAUUAGUGCUGGCAAUGCUAGUAUUUGGGACAAGAUCAGAUUAAAAUAUAUGGACUGUAGUAACUUUGUCCGUAAUUUUCAAUCUCUAGAAGAAGAAAAUACUUUCAACCUCAAACAUUUAGAUUCCAAUAACCUUGGCGAUUAUACGUUUACAAGUAACCUUCCAGACGUUGGCGGAGAUUUAAAUGAAAUUGGUUCUGAUAGUGUCCUUGAUAUCUUGCAGCCCGGAUCGACUGCUGACACUCAGAAAUUUCAGAGUCAAACCCUAAUAACGGCUGCAGGGAAGACUAGUGAUGUCUGUAUUGAAACUAGCUAUGAUAUUGAUCGAUAUCGAGCGUUAUCCAUAGAUGCUGAGCCCACAGACACUAUUUUCAAUAAAUGGCAUAGCUGCCUUGAAAAAGCUUUACAAGAUGUACAAAAUGGAAUUGAUGUCCUGCUGUCGACGAAAAAAUAUGAAAUAUUACAAGAAAUCGUCCAGUGCAAUAAAGGAUUAUUGUUCAUUAGAGCUUUAUUAGAGAUAUUUAAAGUUGUUUGUCGAAUUGAUGCUGCUGCUUCCCGCUCAGAUAUUGAUUUGCUUGAUGUCAAAGAUACAGUUUCAACUAUCAAACUAAAAUGGGUUCAACUUGUUCAAAAUAUUGACAAGUAUUCUGAAGAGCUGUCUAGCGAUUUUAAUUUCAAGUCCCAAUGCUUAACUGCUGGUGAAUUAGCUACAAAUUGCAAUCAUAUCGCUUGCGGAGUAUGCUUGCUUAAUGUAAAUAAGACAGAUCUAACGUCUGAGAACAUUAUUACCUACGGUGGAAGGAAGUAUCACUCUGGAUGUGCCAACUUUUGGUGUAACAGAAUUUCCUGCAUACUACCAGCAUUACAAGCGUUAGAACUAAGAUGA